Alnus glutinosa is the source of this 1592-nucleotide messenger RNA. RefSeq names its product anthocyanidin 3-O-glucosyltransferase 7-like. The coding region runs from base 110 to 1492 and encodes 460 amino acids. The record is from RefSeq and is a predicted model, not a curated record. Gene Ontology annotation, molecular function: UDP-glycosyltransferase activity. The transcript is spliced from 2 exons. NCBI's taxonomy places the organism in Eukaryota, Viridiplantae, Streptophyta, Magnoliopsida, Fagales, Betulaceae.
UCUACCAUAAAUAAGAUACUGGUUCUUCGAGCGCCAAAAGGCCGGCCAAGAGAUCUUUUUUUGUUUCUCACUCUCGAGCUCAAGGUACGUACAGAAUAUCUUUACUACCAUGUCAGCGACCAAAGGCUCUGAGGAGCAGAAGCAUGUGGCCUUCUUGGCAUUCCCGUUCGGCAGCCACCCGCUUACUCGUCUGAGUCUGCUGCGCAAAUUAGCGAGAGCUGCCCCAAACGUUCGCUUUUCAUUCUUAAACACAGCGAAGUCCACCCGCUCACUCUUGUCAAAAUCAACAGCUGACGACGACGUUCCACAUAACAUUAAGUUCUUCCAAGUGGCAGACGGAGUGCCUGAGCCUGAGGGUCAUGUUCAUGCAAAAAACCCAGUAGAGGCUAUAAACCUUUUCCUUAAGGCCACCCCCGACAACCUCAGAAAGGGUAUAGACAUGGCAGUGGCAGAGACUGGUCAGAGAAUCACCUGCUUGCUCUGUGAUGCAUUCUUGAGUACUUCUGCUAUGGAGAUCGCCGAGGAUAUGAAUGUUCCGUGGAUCCCCAUUUGGUCAAGUUUGCCGUGGUGUCUCUCCGCUCACGUUUAUACUGACAUCAUUCGCGAGCGUUGUGUUGGUAGUGAAACAACAACAGUGGAUUUUAUUCCAGGGUUGUCCACCAUGCGCGUUGCUGACUUGCCGGAGGAAGUGCUGCUCCGGGAGGACGAAGAAGAGUCGCUUUUCUCACGGGCGCUAAGUCAAAUGGGUUCCGCGCUACCACGAGCCACUGCUGUCGUUAUGGGUUUCUUUGAAGAACUAAACUCUCCCCCUCUCAAUCAUGACCUUAAAUCAAAGUUUCAGAAUGUUUUUAACGUGGGCUUUCUCACCCUAUCACUGCCAGCACCGCCUUUACCACCGUCGAGUUCGGAUCUAACGGGCUGCUUAUCGUGGUUGGAUGGUAAAAAAUCUGGGUCAGUGGCGUAUGUCGGAUUUGGAACCAUGGCUUCGCUGCCGCAUGAGGAGCUGAUAGCAGCAGCGGAGGCACUGCAAACAAGCGGAGUUCCAUUUCUUUGGUCUCUUAACGAAAACUCAAAGGAACUCUUACCAAGAGGGUUUCUUGAGAAGACUAAGACGCAUGGAAAAGUAGUGCCAUGGACACCGCAGACACAGGUACUGGCGCACGCUUCUAUAGGCGUGUUUGUGACACACAGUGGAGCAAACUCUGUUUACGAGAGUAUUGCAAACGGGGUGCCGCUGAUCUGCAGGCCGUUCUUCGGCGAUCAGCACAUGAUCGGACGGAUAAUAGAGGAGGAGUGGGGGAUUGGCGUCGGAGUUGAGGGAGGUGUAAUCACGAAGGAUCGGUUGGUGAAGAGCUUGGAACUCGUUUUGGGAGAUGAACAAGGUAAGGUGAUGAGGGAGAAGGCAGAAGCACUGAAGGAGGUUGUGUUAAAAGGUGUUGACAGUGCUAAGAAAGACUUAAAUAGUUUGGCAGAUCUAAUCUCUGCAUCUUAAAGUUUAAGCAGUUCUUUGGUUCCAUGGCAUCCAUGGCGGUUCUUGGCUUUUUCUACUUAAAUAAUGCUGAAUAAAAUAUAUUAUCUAUCACUUUUACUUA